CUGAACCGUCUGAGAAAAGCCAUUUUGUUGUGCUAGCUAGCUUCAUGGUGAAAAAAAGCCAGCAGUAAUAUGGGUUUGUUAUGUCAGCGCUAACUAUGCCGCUUUUAGGGGUUUGUUUACUGUCGCAAAAUACAGUAAUUAAACUCGUGGAAGCCUGUAAGUAGUGGACAGGGACAUGGACUAGCCUGUAAAGCUACAGCUUCUGGGGAGAAGACGCAAACUGCUCGCUGAAGUGUGCUGCAGGCUAGCGAGUGCCUGUGCUGUCAACCAAAGACAAGUAGCUCAAUAAAGAGGGAGUGCCGCUGACAGCGAAUAAAAACAGCCCCAGCAGUAAGUUAGCAAAACAGUUGAACUAUACAGCGUUAAGCCAAAGCGCUAAUCUGAUAAUGGCAGAGGACACCCGACAGGACAAGAGGGCCAGCUUCACUGCUAUAACGGAGCACAGCGCCAACGGGAUGGCCAGGACCUCCGCUGUGGCCUCAGGAAAAACCGGCACGUCAAAGAAACUAGUGAUCAAAAAUUUCAAAGAUAGGCCAAAACUAGCAGAGAACUACACUGAGGACACGUGGCUGAAGCUGAGAGAUGCGGUGGGUGCCAUCCAGAACAGCACCUCCAUCAAGUACAACCUGGAGGAGCUCUAUCAGGCAGUGGAGAACCUGUGCUCGUAUAAAGUCUCCCCGACUCUGUACAAGCAGCUACGGCAAGUCUGUGAAGAUCAUGUGCAGGCCCAGAUCCACCAGUUCAGAGAAGAGUCUUUGGACAACCUUUCCUUCCUGAAGCGAAUGAAUCGUUGCUGGCAGGACCACUGUAGGCAAACUAUUAUGAUCCGGAGCAUCUUUCUCUUCCUGGAUCGUACCUAUGUGCUUCAGAACUCUCUGCUACCCUCCAUCUGGGACACUGGUUUGGAGCUGUUUCGCACCCACAUUGUGAGCGACAGUGCCGUUCAGAAGCGAACAGUGGAGGGCAUUUUGGAGCAGAUUGAACUGGAGCGAAAUGGAGAGACUGUAGACCGCAGUCUGCUUCGGAGCCUGUUGGGCAUGCUGUCAGACCUGCAGGUUUACAAAGACUCCUUUGAGGAGAGAUUUUUGACUGAGACCAAUCGUCUGUAUGCAGCAGAGGGACAGCGUCUGAUGCAGGUACAAGACCUGCUGGACUUCAAAGACAAGAUGGACAAUGUAGCACAGAGCUGCUUUGCACGCAAUGAGAGCUUCAUCAAUGCCAUGAAGGAGGCAUUUGAAACUUUCAUCAACAAGAGGCCCAACAAGCCUGCAGAGCUUAUCGCGAAAUAUGUGGAUUCUAAGUUAAGAGCUGGGAACAAGGAGGCUACAGAGGAGGAGCUAGAGAGAAUACUGGACAAGAUAAUGAUAAUAUUCCGCUUCAUACACGGAAAAGAUGUGUUUGAAGCUUUUUAUAAGAAGGACUUGGCCAAGCGUCUGCUGGUUGGCAAGAGUGCUUCUGUUGAUGCUGAGAAGUCCAUGCUCUCCAAGCUCAAACACGAAUGUGGAGCGGCAUUUACCAGCAAGCUUGAGGGGAUGUUCAAGGACAUGGAGCUGUCCAAAGACAUCAUGAUCCAGUUCAAACAGUAUAUGCAGAACCAGAGUGAGCCAAGCAACAUAGAACUUACUGUGAACAUCCUCACUAUGGGCUACUGGCCUAAGUAA
Archocentrus centrarchus (flier cichlid) is the source of this 1661-nucleotide messenger RNA. Its product is annotated as cullin-4B-like. Lineage: Eukaryota; Metazoa; Chordata; Actinopteri; Cichliformes; Cichlidae. Gene Ontology annotation, biological process: ubiquitin-dependent protein catabolic process. Gene Ontology annotation, molecular function: ubiquitin protein ligase binding. The coding region runs from base 387 to 1661 and encodes 424 amino acids. The record is from RefSeq and is a predicted model, not a curated record. The transcript is spliced from 2 exons.